Sinocyclocheilus grahami is the source of this 727-nucleotide messenger RNA. RefSeq names its product fibronectin-like. The coding region runs from base 2 to 727 and encodes 241 amino acids. Lineage: Eukaryota; Metazoa; Chordata; Actinopteri; Cypriniformes; Cyprinidae. Gene Ontology annotation, cellular component: extracellular region. The record is from RefSeq and is a predicted model, not a curated record. The transcript has 6 exons.
GAUGCGUCUGCCUGGUACGUCCACUAGUGCUACACUGAUCGGUCUCACCUCUGGUGCCUCCUAUCAUGUUCUUGUGGAGUCUGUCAACGGAGACCAAAAACAGAAAAUCCUGGAUGAUGUUGUGACUGUCGGAAACAGUGUUCCAGAGACUGGAGUGGUUCCCACAGGCAGGGAUGUGUGCUAUGACACAUUCACCGCCACCUACCAUGAGGUGGGCGCAGAAUGGGAGCGCAUGUCCGAGACGGGCUUUAAACUCUGGUGCAAGUGCCUUGGCCUUGGCAGUGGUCAUUUCAGAUGUGAUUCAUCCAAGUGGUGCCAUGAUAAUGGCCACAACUACCGAAUUGGUGAGAAGUGGGACCGUCAUGCUGAGAACAGUCACAUGAUGAGCUGCACCUGUCUGGGCAACGGGAAAGGAGAGUUUAAGUGUGAACCCCUUGAAUCCACCUGUUAUGAUGAUGGGAAGCUGUACCAGGUGGGCGACCAGUGGCAGAAGGAAUAUCUUGGAGCAAUUUGCACAUGUACCUGCUAUGGAGGACAACAGGGAUGGCGCUGUGAGAACUGUCGUCGUCCUGGUCCUGGUGCUGACGUUGACGUGGACCUCAUUCAGCCUCUAGUGCGCACUGAUGCUUACGACCGCUACAGAGAGAACGCCCUACGCAAACUGCCAGGAUUCAUAUGGCUGCAUGGCAGAAUUUGUUUCCUUCACAGCAACAUGGCCAGCAGCUAA